Messenger RNA from Trypanosoma grayi, 1221 nucleotides. RefSeq lists its product as hypothetical. The transcript has a single exon. NCBI's taxonomy places the organism in Eukaryota, Euglenozoa, Kinetoplastea, Trypanosomatida, Trypanosomatidae. The record is from RefSeq and is a predicted model, not a curated record. Bases 1 to 1221 code for a protein of 406 amino acids.
AUGACGAUGCGCUGUGUGCUGCUUGUGUGUGCGCUGUGUGCGUGGUGCGCCUGCGGGUGCGCGGCAGAAGGUGACGAUCUAGUGGGUGGUUUACCUGACGGGGAUCUAAAAGAGAGUUCCGCAAAAUCCGGAUCUGAUAAUCCGCAGGAUCCUUUGAAGGUGUGUUCUCCCGGUGCGGUGGACAACAGCGGGGCGGUCUGCCCUGUUGCGGAUCAGAGAGAAAAUGCUUUGGUUCGUGAUGAUUGCACAAAUCAACCCGACACGCCCAAGUGCAAGGUGGCUGCUGUUCCUUCUCCUUGUAAAGAGAAAAACCCUCCCGGAUGCAAAAAUCCUGAAAGCCGUGAUUCAGUUGCGCUUUGCACAGAAACUGAGGGGAGUUGUAGGGAUGCUGCUGACACGGGGCUUGAGAGAGGUAUACCCGAUCGACAACAAAUUCCUGCUUCUGUUGAAUGCAGAGAGACUGACGUUGGUGCUGCAGCUACCCCAACCUGCGUGCGUGCAGGGAAACAAGAACGGGAAGAACGUCUGGAGGAGGAGCCUGGUGGAGAGAAAGACAAUGAUGGUGAGCAAGGAAACACCGGUUUGCGGCAUGAAACACAGCACAACGCUGCAGGGGAAGGCGACGGCCAGUCAAACCCGCAGUUAGGUCUGCAGGCCAAACAGAAAGACGACUCUGAGAAGCAGGUGAAGGAAAAAGAAGAUGAGAGAGAUGGCCGCGGUGUCAAGAAAGAAAAGGCAGAAGUACCCGAAAGCAAACAGAAAUUGCUUACCCCAGUAAAAACGGGAGAGCACGUCGACAAAACCCCGGCCAGUGGUCGUCCAGAAGGAAGCCAUAGACAAGGGAGUCAAGCCGAUACUGGUGAUGUCGAUGCAAUGACUUCAGAAGCCAGCAGCCCUCACAGAACUGCGGGGAAAAAGGACGAGAAGACGAAAGAUGAUUCCAAACCAACAACCAUUUUUAAUACUGUUUCUGGUGGUGAACACACUGACAACGGCUUCUCUGCAGGUGAUUUUAAGACUGCCACGGAAGCCAACAAUAAUCAACAAGAUGUUUCCACGAGUACUGUUGUCACUGAGGUCACCCACAGCAACACUGCCGCCACUGCUCCAGCGGUUGAGAACGUGAAGGACACGAAGAAUGUGGACAGCAGCGUUAGUCCUGUGUGGGUGCAUCCACCGCUGCUUCUGGUGGCGUUGUUUGCAGUGACGGCUGUGUCAUGA